Messenger RNA from Tachysurus vachellii, 1101 nucleotides. RefSeq names its product mitotic spindle organizing protein 2B (gene mzt2b). The transcript has 5 exons. The record is from RefSeq and is a predicted model, not a curated record. Bases 161 to 760 code for a protein of 199 amino acids. Gene Ontology annotation, cellular component: spindle; centrosome. Lineage: Eukaryota; Metazoa; Chordata; Actinopteri; Siluriformes; Bagridae.
GGCUUCACUGUAAUCACUGAACCAAUCACUUGUCUUGGGUUCAUUCCUUAUUAGGGACCGCGAGGUGGCGCUAAAGUCUUUACACCUGAAUUCUUUUUUCUACCGAAGAAGAAGGUUGAGUUGACGGAAGCGGUCUUUCUCUUGUGCUGCCUGAUUGCUCAUGACCUCCCAGUCCACUCAGCCUGACACGAUGCCCACAGCUCCAGACUCUCCAUCUCUCGGUGUCACAGUCAGCGGCAAUGCACAAAAAUACAGUGUGAAAAAGAAAAAGGUCCUCAACGCUGAAGAAACCGAGCUGUUUGAACUAACACAAGCUGCUGGUAUAGUCAUGGACCAAGAGGUUUUCAAGAACAUCGUGGACCUCCUGAAGAUGAACGUGGCACCUUUGGCUGUGUUCCAGACUCUAAAGGCAAUGUGUGCAGGUCAAAAGAUUUCAGACACCAUUGCGCCUGACACAUCAACAGUCAGUGAGAUCAGAGAAGAGGACCCUAAGGUCCCAGACAAGAGUGUUAAAAAAGCAACCCCUCAGGCUCCGCCCACUGCCCCUGUGGCCCACCCUCAAAGGGCCGGGGCUAAGAUUGUGGUCUACAGCUCUGGGGAACAGAGCUCUCCUCUGUCUCAAGUACGCAGUAAAUCAGGCACAGGUCAUGCAGAAAAGCGAGAGCAGCGAGUGCCAAGGCAGGCAAGUGCCACCAGGGGGCAAAAGAGUGCCAAGAGCUCAGGCAGCAGCAGCUCUUCAUCCCAGCUCACCUCCAACUAGCACAUUGACUACUUCCAUAAAAACUGAUUUCAGAUCAGUGUGGAGUUCCAGACCUGCACUGUGGUGCCAAAAAUCUGAUCCAGAUUCACACUUUACUUUCUGGUUAAUAAAUCACAUGGUCUGGAUUCUGUCUCUCUCUGGAUCACUGGGUUUGUUUUUACUCAGUGUUCUACAUGGUUUUAUGUUUAUUUAUUUGUUUGUUUUAUGUGCAUGUCAGUUCAGUGAUAAUGAUGGGCUUAUAAUGAUAAGCUGUUUGGAUUUGCUAAAAGGAUCUGAUUUAUUUUUAUUAUUCAGAAGAUGACUGAAAUGUCAAGUUGAAAUAAAAAAAUUAUCAACUUCCA